GAUUUUUCUUCUUUCCAUUUGUUCGCCUGCUGGUUCUGCUCCGCUGUGGGCCGUGCCCUCUUCAGAACAAAGGUCGUGUAUGAACGAACGGGAGGGGGCCAGGGGUGCAGAGGCGGGAGGAGGCUGGUCGUUUGCCACGAAGGUACUUAGCGGAACGUGACGACAAUUUUGAGUUGCUUGCUCGUUGGUCGUAGUAGAGCGUCAGCCGGAGUAUCCCUUCUCAGAUCUGUGUUUUGUCUCUCCUACGUAGGUCUUCGUCUUCUCUCUCCUGUUCAUCGCCAUAUCCGUGCGAGAUGAAGGUCUCUGUAAAGCCGUUUCUACUGCUGUUGAUCGGCUUGUUGUGUCUCUCUCACCCUCUACAUCGGCUCGCGCGAGCCGACGAUGACGGCCAGUGUGGCGUGUCUCCAGAUGGAGGGUGCGCUGCAUCUGGGGGCGCCAAGGACGCAGAAGUACCGAAGGGUGACGAUGAGGGGGCCAAGGAUGUCGAGGAAGGCCUGGAGGAUGAAGAGUGGGGUGUUUACGUAACCGACGCGGAGGAUCCUCCUUAUGUGGACGAUAAACCCGCCGCCGCCGCCGAUGCGGAAGAAGAGGAGAAGGAGGUUGAGGACGAGGGUCCGACCGAUGUCGUCGCCCUGGACUCGACCACGUACGCGGAGACGGUGAAGUCCAAGGAGUUCAUCAUGGUGGAAUUCUACGCUCCGUGGUGCGGGCACUGCAAGAAGCUUCAGCCCGAGUAUAAGGUCGCGGCUUCUAAGAUAAAGGCGAUUUACGGAGAUAGGGUGACGCUGGCGAAGGUUGAUGCCUCUGUUGAGAAGGAUCUCUCCUCCGAGAACGAGGUGUCGGGUCUGCCGACCAUAUUCUGGUACGAGAAAGGCGAGAAGAUCGCGACCUACUCAGGUGGACGGACAGCGGAUGGCAUCGUGAUCUGGAUUAAGAAGAAGUUGGGAGAUUCCGUUGACGUCAUCGCCACCAAGGACGCCGCCGAGGAGUACAUGUCUCAGAACCCGCGAUUUGCAAUCGGAUAUUUCGAUAGCCUCAGCGGCCCCGAGUGGGAGGCAUUCCAGGAGGCCGGGAAGCUGGAUGAUAGCAACAAUUUUGUCGUGACGACCUCCGCUGACGUGGCCGCUGUAUUUGGCGUCGCAGUUAAAGCUCCGGCUGUUGUGUUUGUGAAGGAAGGUGACGCUGGUAAGUUCAAUCUCUACGAGGGAGAUGAGUUCACAGCGGCGGCGAUCAAGAAAUUCGUGGUUGGCAACAAUUACGAGCUGUACUACAAAUUCCAGGAGGCCAAUGUGCAGAAGAUCUUCCAGAGUGGAAUUCAGAGGCAGUUGCUUUUCUUCCUGACCGCGGCCCAGGAGGAGGAAUACCUGCCUUUGUUCAAGAAGGCGGCGAAAUCCGUGCUGGGAGAGGUUGUCUUCGUGCACGUCGACGUCGACCAUUCCGAGUCGGCAAGUGUGUUGAAUUACUUCGGCGUUCAGGGCAAAGAACCGCGGGUGGUCGGUUUCUCCACUUUCGAUCGGAAGUCAAAGACCCACGCUUUCGACAAGGAAAUUGUGUAUGAGAACGUCCUUUCGUUCGCUAAGGACUUCGCCGCCGGGAAAGUUCCUCACAUCCCUCUGUCUGAGAGGAUUCCCGAGGGUCCUAAUGACGGCCCAGUGAAGGUGGUCGUCGGAAAGACUUUCGAUCAGAUCGUGCUCGACUCAUCCAAGGAUGUUUUCCUCUUCGUGUACAAAUCCGCAGACUGCGAACGCUGUGACGAUUUCUCCCCUGUCAUUGAUAAACUCGGAAGUAGGUUCAAGGCGGUUGACAGUGUUGUCAUUGCGAAGAUUGACGGAGUGGCCAACGAGCUCGCUCGGAUUGAUAGCUCGAAAGAUCACCCUCUUUUGCUUCUGUUUAAAGCAGGUGAUAAGUCUGCUGAUCCUGUCGCUUAUGAGGGCGAGAGUAAUAUCACUGCUCUGACCAAGUUCCUCAAGGACAACGUCGCGAUCCCUUUCAGAUUGGCGAAGAAGGAAAAGGCGCCGGAGCCGGCGGAGGGCGAAGCGAAAGAUGAGUUGUAGAGGUUCAAAUUUGCUUUUAGCAACUGGUUUUGUAGUUUUCGAAGUUUUUUUUGUUUGCCGAAGUCUUGGCCUCGGUUUUGGGUUUUUAACUGUCUAUUCUGAGUUGUUAGGUAGGUAACUCUCCGCCUUUCUGCCCUUCUGUUCUCUGUGAUUUUAGUCCGUUCAUUCAUCAUUCCCCCCUCCCCCUCCGUCCCUCCCCCUCCCUCCCUCCCCCUCCCUUCCCCUCCCAGCCCAAGUUUCUCUUCCUUAGCGGCUCGCCCUCUUGUGGGUUCGAUGACAUCUCACGCAGUUCUAUUGCCGUGAGUUUUCCGCUUGGAUUUGCGCUUCGAGAUGUGGACGAAUGUUGUGGCGAGAGAAACAGAAUCGAUCGAGGCGCGAUCAGUUCGUCUGUACGUUUAUUUUUCUUCCCUCGAGUGGAAGUAAGCCAUUGAGUUUAGUAUUCGAUACGCUGAGUGCAUGCGGUGGCCAUGUAAUACGAUGGCUUGUCUGAUGGAAAUGCUUGACGUCCAUUUUUCGUCCCUUUUCUGCUGUUGGAAUGUCAUCUGUGUGGAAAUGACGCCGUUGAAAUAGUCAUUAGCACAGUGUUUCCCUCCCCCUGCCCUUCCGUGUUUGCAGUGGUGUUAUUCGUCGAUGUUUGUGGAAUCGGCUUCAUUGUCAGAUUUCUGCGUCAUGUGCCUUCAUGUACCUAUUCUGUCCCUCUACCUACGAAGCGUACUCUUCUCCCCGGUCGAGUCCCCAUGCUUCCCUCCCAAUCUUCCGCCCGGCUCUAUAUGUGUUGUCGCGUGUUCGCUAUCUGUGCGCGUCUGCGUGUGUGCAUGUGUGUGUGUGUGUGUGUGUGUGUGUGUGUGUGUGUGCGUGCAACUCCACCAAACAAGCAUCACUGUGCCAGACUGUUUCGUCGGACUUUUACCGACUCAUCAGGAGGCUGAACCCCGACUAUGACAGUCUUCCCAAAAUGCAUUUCGCCGGUGGAUUCACCACGUUGCCCAGAGUUAGUGAUAGCCCUGGGAAAAGUUGUGGACUUUACUUUCACCAACCCUUGGGGCUCGCGCGCGCACGCGCGUGUGUGUGUGUGUGUGUGUGUGUGCGCUUGCAUUUUGAACGUUUCUCGUCUGUAUCCUCAGCACUUGUUCAAUGACUGCUCCCUUUUUCUGCACUCUCUUGGGCCUGGUGGAUUUCUCUAUGUUUGUAUGGAUAUUCGCUUGAAUCUUUUCCUCAAGGGUAGAAUGCCGAUUCUGACGGUGAUUAUCUGGUGGAAAUCACAGUCGAAAUUGCUAACCGAAUAUCACACCGAUUCAUCAUAGCAACAGCGCAUGAUGUAUAGGACAAGGCCAAUUCUCAUUGUGAUUACCUGGUGGAUAAAAGCAGUUGAAUUCG
This is a messenger RNA of Chara braunii, 3431 nucleotides long. The record is from the annotation of a GenBank genome assembly. Lineage: Eukaryota; Viridiplantae; Streptophyta; Charophyceae; Charales; Characeae.